Aspergillus calidoustus is the source of this 1476-nucleotide messenger RNA. The record is from the annotation of a GenBank genome assembly. Lineage: Eukaryota; Fungi; Ascomycota; Eurotiomycetes; Eurotiales; Aspergillaceae.
AUGGCGUAUUCAGCUUCUAGGCGCCUAAUAUCUCACAUCGACUACAUGGCUUUGCGGAGCGCAAAAGCUCCAAUUACCCACAUGACGCAGGAGUUUCCAAUGAAUUUGUCUCUCUCCUUCCCCCAUGAACCUGCCUUUGCACAGGAAAAUGAGGUUCCUGGUGGCUAUCGUCUCGAACCCCACCAGGCACGGAAUGCAAAAGCCACCGGAUCCGAACAAGAGGGCUCUACCUCGCCUCUCUUCAACCAGCGCGAUUCGCACCCAUUCGACACAGUCGACGGCGAUGGCGAGUACAAAGAUCUACUUUUCACCUUUCCAAGACUGUAUUCCGACAUGGCCGUCGACAAAGACCCGUUUCUCGAUCGCGCAAUGCCAUUGAAUCCGCAUAAUACACCGAUAUCGUUGAGCGGCAAUCAGUCUGAGCUUGGAUCCUGGCGAAAAGACAAGCAGAAUGCUCUCUUUAUUGCAAAAUCUGACAAGAAUACCAUCAAUCGAGUGCACAAGGUAGCGCCUUCCAGCGAUGACCUUUUUGGUUCUCUGUUCAACAGUCGCAGAGCAAGACCGCCGGGACCAACAAAGCCUUCUUUCCUUUCCGACAUUGGCAUUCCGUUCCACGGCAGAGCGGAGAAUAUUCCACCUUUUCUUGAAUCCGGACCAAUUGAACAAUCCGUGCGCAGGGACCGGCGCCCAGUAACCCUUUCCCUAUCCCUACCACUACGAACCGGUAGAAAUGUGAGCCAAUACGCUGAGCGACCCAUUAUUGAACAAUACCUUGAGCCUCGCCCGUCACGACCAAAGCAAUCCUGGGAAACGCGGAGCAUCAUUCCUUGUCGAUACUUUUCUCGACCUUUUUCCACUCGCGAACUGGAGAUUUUGGGUAUACCUCUGAAAAAUCCCGAUAUGCCAUUUCCGGCGCCCAUUCCGACGGUGGACAAACUUCCUCUGCGCCGAGGCAUAAUUGACUUUGAUUGUGAACAGAUAGAUCAGGGCCCAUCAGAUUGCGAGGAAUCCACGAUAAAGCAAACAACAUCUGCGAGUUCGUUACCAAUACGGCAGCUCCCACAACAUGGUUUCUCACUCGGAAAAUUGGCGACAAAUAUGCUGCGCAUCUUCCCAUGGAGGAGGGGAAUCUUAGCUACAAAAGAGAACCAAUCAGCUCCAACUACUAUGAUUGUUCCGUGCCUGUCGAGAUGUGAGACACUUCCUAUUGGGCCCGAGCCGCUGUCGGCUGUCGGUACCAUUGAUGGUGCGUGCAUUCUUCAAAUCAACAUCGUUUUCCCAGUAGUCUACCUCCAACAUAUUGCGGCAAUUGUAGCCGCGAUUCGCGGUUACAUGCCUUCGCGGAUCGGCCUGAAGGUACUUUCCCUGACGCGGUUACUAUUUGAGCUCACCUUCCGGUGGCUGCUUGUUUUGUUGCGAAUCGAAAUAGCUGCUGAGAUGGAGCGCCUUCAAGAUUACGAAGGCGGCCUGAUGUGA